AUGCCUUCGUGGAGACGUUUCGAAUGUCCCGUGAUGCGUAUGGUGGACUGCUGCACGAUCUCGUCCAACGUCCAAGGGCCCAUCUGUGUGCUGAGCUUGUGUACCAAGCGGUCGUGGUUGGGAAACGUGCGCGCAGUGGAGGCGUGGAUCGAGGCGCUCAAGAAGCUCAACCAUAGCCAGCCUCAAGGCCCACCGAUGCAACAGCUCAAAUCAAGACUCGUCGUGUGCCGCGCAUCCUCGUUACCUUCGAGCUUUUCAGACACCCACAUGGCCCCAGUCAAGACAGAGACGCGUUUGGAUGUCUUCAGCAGAUAG
Molecule: messenger RNA, 315 nt
Organism: Aphanomyces astaci
Lineage: Eukaryota; Oomycota; Saprolegniomycetes; Saprolegniales; Verrucalvaceae
Exons: 3
Coding region: 1-315 (104 amino acids)
Source: RefSeq, a predicted model, not a curated record